Molecule: messenger RNA, 1427 nt
Organism: Xylona heveae TC161
Lineage: Eukaryota; Fungi; Ascomycota; Xylonomycetes; Xylonales; Xylonaceae
Product: aromatic-amino-acid aminotransferase
Exons: 4
Coding region: 1-1254 (417 amino acids)
Biological process (GO): L-aspartate biosynthetic process
Cellular component (GO): cytosol
Molecular function (GO): L-aspartate:2-oxoglutarate transaminase activity; pyridoxal phosphate binding
Source: RefSeq, a predicted model, not a curated record
AUGGCGACCCAAACACAGACAACGACCGCUGCUCCCGCGCAAUCACUGUUCCAGACAGCUCCCUACAUCCCACCAGAUGCCAUCUUUGCCCUGACUGCCGACUAUCUGGCAGAUCCAUCCCCGAAGAAGGUCAAUCUCGGCCAAGGAACAUACCGCGAUAGUAACGGCCAGCCGUGGGUAUUGCCGUCCGUGCGGAAGAGCCGCCAAAUUCUGCAAGACCAGCAAUUGAAUCAUGAAUAUUUGCCCAUCCUCGGCCACGCUGGAUUCAGAAAGGCUGCUGCAAAGCUGGUCCUUGGAAAUUCGCUCUAUCAACCUCUAGAGAAAAAGAUUGCCAGUUGCCAGAGUCUCUCAGGAACGGGUGCGCUUCAUCUGGCGGGCUUGUUACUGCGGUACUGUCGAGGCACAUCCGAAACUCCCACAGUGUACAUUCCCACACCGACAUGGUCAAAUCAUUUCCAGGUCUACUCUUCGCUUGGGUUCAAAUGUCAGCCCUUUAAAUACUACGACUCGGACCGAAAGGGUCUCGACUUUGAAUCGUACAUUUCCGCAUUAAAAUCAGCUGAGCCGAACUCAAUCGUGAUCCUGCAUGCAUGUGCUCAUAACCCUACCGGUUGCGAUCCCAGCCAGGAGCAAUGGCGGGAAAUCGGCGCAACCAUGAAAGAGAGACAAUUGUUCCCUCUCUUUGAUGCCGCAUAUCUUGGAUUCAACUCUGGAAAUGUCGACAAUGAUGCGUUUGCCAUUCGGUACUUUGUGCAAGAAUUGAAAAUGGAGAUUGGACUAUGUCUUUCUUUUGCAAAGAAUAUGGGACUAUACGGUGAGCGUGUUGGGUGCUGUUUCGUCGUCACGGAAACAGAAUCCGCAGCCAAGAAUACCCAGUCUGUUCUCGAGAUGCUGCAGCGGUCAGAAAUCUCGAAUCCUCCGGCCUAUGGUGCCAAGAUUGUGACUACAAUCCUCGAGGACGAAGAAUUGACGCAAUUAUGGUUCCAAGACCUCAUCACGAUGAGCUCACGCAUCCGGUCAAUGCGAGAGGCACUCUACAAUCACUUGAAUACCCAUAAAGCGGCUGGCACAUGGGAGCAUCUCAUUCAGCAGUCAGGCAUGUUUGGAUUCUUGGGCCUGUCGCCAGAAGUUGUUCGCACGCUCAAAGAGCAAUAUCACAUCUACAUGGCUGAUAAUUCCCGCAUUUCUAUUGCCGGUUUGAAUCCCAGCAAUGUCGAAUACGUCGCUCAGUCGAUUGCAGAAUGCCUGAAAUGAAUCGGGUGUUACGAAUUUUGAGCUUAAUGAAUAUUCAGAGGGUAUAACCUUGGAGAAGGAAUGAGUCGAUGACAUUUUGCAAGUAUUAGAAGUGUCAGGCUCUUAGACCAUGUGCACUACCAAGAUAUAAUUGAAUGAUGACGAUGAUGAUGUUUUAAGCACACUAUGAGACU